AUGGCCCCUGCAGCCUCUCCGGAUGUAUCAAGUUCCCAGUCCGCGAAGGGGAAGGAAGUCGCGGCAGAGCCACCGAGUGCCCAGCCUGCAGAGGGACACGACGAGAGCCCCGAAAACAGCGUCCCCGCGGGCGACGCCCUCCCCGCCCCCGAUGCCGGCACCGCGAGCACCUCGGACCACACCGCAACCCCCGCCCACAUUCCCCCCCAAUCCCCACCCCCGGCCGCGGACGGCGCAGGGCAGGCCCCUUCGCCCUCCCCGCCCCCCGCCGCCGCGCGGCCCUCAGACCUCCUCCCCGUCCCGCCCCAAGCCGACAAGCCCGCCCAGAACGGCGGCACGCGCCGUGAGAAGAGCUCCGUCGAGAGCGAGCAGACCGGCACCCCCACCUUCAAGGGCUCGCCCCGCAAGGACGCGAACGACGCACGCCCCCGCCGCGCAAAGGGCCCCACGCUCCUCUCCAAGCUCUUCCGCGUUCUCGUUCCUUGCGUCGGCCCGUCCUCUCGUGCGCACCCGAUCGACAUGGACGAGAAGCCGGUCGCCGCGCCUGCGCCCCCGCCGGCCCAGGCGAAGGACGGCGUGUCCGCGGCGCUGCAGGAGAAGCAGGCGGAGGAGCUGCCACCAGCACCCAAGGAACCGGCUGGGCCGACGCCGAACGGCCCCCUGGCGUCUACGUCAGACGCGGAGCUCCCACCACCGCUGCAGCCCAUCGAGGUCCCCGAACAACCCAACGACCCGAACGUGCUCGUGCCGCCGACGCCGACGAAGACGCUGCCGCUGGAAGAGACGGAGGGGGUGACGUCGGGUGCGGUUCAGCCACCGGGAUCGAAGGGCGAUGACAGCAUACACAACCAUUCGAGGAGGAGCUCGAGGGUGAUGGACGAGUCGGACGGGUCGACGAGCUUUACGGACGAUGAGGACCUUGACGAGAGCAACACGCCUAUUGACGAGAUUGAGGACGAGGAGGAGAGGCUAAUAUUGGCUGGUGGUGCGGGUAUACCCAUUGGACCGGACGGUGUGCCGAGGCCUCUGCUGCCGCCGUUAUUCCCCAAACACGCGGGCCGAAAAUGCUUGGUUUUGGACUUGGACGAGACCCUCGUUCACAGUAGUUUCAAGUCCAUUCAACAGGCCGACUAUGUCGUUCCCGUUGAAAUUGAAUACCACUGGCAUAACGUGUAUGUCAUCAAACGACCGGGCGUCGACAACUUCUUGAAGAAGAUGGGAGAGAUUUACGAGAUCGUGGUCUUCACGGCCAGUUUAAGCAAGUACGCGGAUCCAGUACUCGACAAACUGGACGUGCAUCGGGUCGUCUCGCACAGGUUGUUCCGGGAGAGCUGUUAUAAUCACCGGGGAAACUACGUCAAGGACCUCUCUCAACUCGGGCGUCCCAUCUCGGACACGAUCAUCAUCGACAACUCUCCUGCCUCGUACAUCUUCCAUCCGAACAACGCCGUCCCGGUCUCGUCGUGGUUCAACGACCCGCAUGAUACGGAGCUGACGGACCUGUGCCCCUUCCUGACGGAUCUGGCGCAGGUGGACGAUGUUCGCGGUGUGCUCGACGGUGGUCUAUGA
Epithele typhae is the source of this 1569-nucleotide messenger RNA. RefSeq names its product NIF-domain-containing protein. The record is from RefSeq and is a predicted model, not a curated record. The coding region runs from base 1 to 1569 and encodes 522 amino acids. Lineage: Eukaryota; Fungi; Basidiomycota; Agaricomycetes; Polyporales; Epitheliaceae. Gene Ontology annotation, molecular function: phosphoprotein phosphatase activity. The transcript has 7 exons. Gene Ontology annotation, cellular component: plasma membrane.